Eublepharis macularius is the source of this 1815-nucleotide messenger RNA. It is a transcript of the gene RGS17, whose product is annotated as regulator of G protein signaling 17. Lineage: Eukaryota; Metazoa; Chordata; Lepidosauria; Squamata; Eublepharidae. Bases 13 to 645 code for a protein of 210 amino acids. The record is from RefSeq and is a predicted model, not a curated record. The transcript is spliced from 4 exons.
GAAGUAGCUGAAAUGAGAAAAAGGCAACAGUCACAAAAUGAAGGAACAUCUGCUGUUUCUCAAGCACCUGGAAACCAAAGGCCCAACAACACAUGUUGCUUCUGUUGGUGUUGUUGUUGCAGCUGCUCAUGCCUCACUGUUAGGAAUGAAGAAAGAGGGGACAAUACAGGAAGGCCAACACGCACUACCAAAAUGGAGAGCAUCCAGGUCACAGAAGAGUGCCAAAACCCUACUGCGGAUGAAAUUUUGUCUUGGGCUCAAAAUUUUGACAAGAUGAUGAAAACACCAGCUGGUAGAAAUAUUUUCAGAGAAUUUCUUCGAACAGAGUACAGUGAGGAGAACCUGCUAUUCUGGCUUGCAUGUGAAGACCUCAAGAAGGAACAGAACAAGGAAGUGAUUGAAGAAAAAGCAAGGGUUAUAUAUGAGGAUUAUAUUUCAAUACUUUCACCAAAAGAGGUUAGUUUGGACUCACGGGUGCGAGAAGUGAUCAACAGGAAUUUGUUGGAUCCUAAUCCUCAUAUGUAUGAAGAUGCUCAACUUCAGAUCUACACAUUAAUGCACAGAGACUCUUUCCCAAGAUUUUUGAACUCUCAGAUUUAUAAAUCUCUUAUUGAAAGUACUAUGGGCUCUACUUCUGAAACUUAGGUCUCAUUUUGGGGGAUUGAAACCUCAAGUUUGCUUUUUUGGGGUGGGUGGGGAGGACUAUUAGGAUGAAGACAGACAUAAGAUUUUAAGAGCAGUGGGGCUGCUCUGGAAGUGCCCUCACUGUGUUCAGUCCAAACAUACCUUUCCUCUCCAGGAACAAACUCUGUAAAAACUGGUUCUGCACCUUUGAAGCAGAAGAUUGCUGCACGCAUGGUGCCGACUUGUUGACCACCGCCACCCUGUGAUGUCACCAAGACACGCCCCCCCAAUACUAGAGCAGUUUUUGCACUUUUAAAAAAUUUCUCUUUUAAUUAAGUAGGUGACAAGGGAACAGAUAAAAUGCAUGAACAUUAAUGCCUCAUUUUUAAAAAGUAAAAGAAUGACUGCCCACCUGCAGCAUGGGGGGAGGGCAAGACUGACAGCAGCAUCAGUGUUUGAUUUGCUGGCAUACAUUUUUGUCAGUUCAGUUGUUAGGCCAAGAGGAAGUGGGACUUACCCCAUUGGUGAAAGAUGUGCUGAGAGCUCUUUUUUUAUAUUACAUCUGUCUUCACCUUAGUAGUUUAAUAACAUCUGGAACUGAGUUCCUGGAGAACUACAGUUUAGCACUACUCAGACUACUGUGAAGAAAACAAAUUCAUAUAAUAGUUGUUGUCUACGUUUUACCAAGGUGUUUAAUGCUUGAGUUUGGAGGAGGGGGAUGGACUUGCCAAAUCACAUUUCUUUCACACACCUUUUACAACAGCAGUCAAGUUUGCAAUGACGUACUUGUUGUUUUAUGAAGAGUUUCCUUAUGUAUCCUCACACUGCAUGUGCAAAGCAAGAAUGCUUCACUUACCACUUAGUUGUUGCAAUAUUUAAUCCAACAACAUAAAUUAUAUCUAUAUUUAAAAACAUUUUGUGCAAUAUAUAGUAUACAGAAAUCACUGGAGCGAGUCAGAAAGUAACUUGCAUAUUUAAACAUACGCUGACACUAAAGGAUGGUAGUCCUUAGGUGUAGCAAUAUCAUUCCAAAUGCUCAGUGGAAUAAAAUACAUUAUGUCAAAGCAACAAACUUUCUGUAUAAGAGAGAGUUAUCAAUUUAUUUAAAAUUCAAAAUAGGGGAUUCCUCUGGCUGUUGACUGCCAAAAUGGUAGCAUUUUGUAACAGAGUUUGAAAUGUUAAAAACCCAAC